Molecule: messenger RNA, 1236 nt
Organism: Solanum stenotomum
Lineage: Eukaryota; Viridiplantae; Streptophyta; Magnoliopsida; Solanales; Solanaceae
Product: extensin-3-like
Exons: 1
Coding region: 125-1048 (307 amino acids)
Source: RefSeq, a predicted model, not a curated record
UUACAUUAAUGUUGAAAAUAGUGUCAUUUUGCUCUAUAAAAGCCAGAACUCCCUAUUCAUCUAUGCAACACAAGUCUUUAGUUCUAUCCUUCACUUCUCCAAGUAUAAUUUGUUACAAUUCAAAAUGGAAAGCUUAGGGAAGUUGGGGAAAUGGUCUUUUCUAACAGUUGCUUUGGCAAUUUGCUUAGUAGCCAGCACUGUUGUUGCUGAUUACUCUUAUGAGUAUACUUCACCCUCACCUUCUCACAACUCUAACAAGUACUACAAGUCACCAUCUCCAUCCAACUAUCAUGUGCCCACUCCUUAUUACAAGAAACCUUAUCCAUCACAUUAUUACUACAAGUCACCAGCACCCUCAAAGCACGCUUAUUACAAAUCACCAUCACCAGCAAAAUAUUACCAGUCACAUGUUCCUUCAAAGCAUUACUACUACAAGUCACCCAUUGUAACCAAGUAUUACAAGUCACAUGUUCCUUCAAAGCACUACUACAAGUCACCAGUUGCAACAAAGUAUUACUACAAGUCCCCAACUCCUUCAAAGCAUUAUUACAAAUCACCCGCUCCUUCUAAGUAUUACUACAAGUCCCCAUCUCCAACAAAGUACUACAAGUCCCCAUCUCCAGCAAAGUACUACAAGUCACCUACUCCAUCAACACACUAUUACUACAAAUCACCAUCCCCAACAAAAUAUUACAAAUCACCCACUCCAUCUAAAUACUACAAGUCACCUUCACCAACAAAAUACUACAAGUCACCAGUUUACUACAAGUCACCUCCACCUCCACCAAAAUACUACGAGCAACCACCAACUUAUUACAAUUCUCCACCUCCUCCAAAGACCUAUGAACAAUCACCUACAUACUACUCACCUCCACCACCACUGUACUACAAAGAAACACCAACCUAUGCCUCACCGCCACCACCUGAGAAGUACGAGGAACCUGUCACCUAUGCUUCACCGCCACCACCUGAGAAGUACGAGGAACCUGUCACCUAUGCUUCACCUCCACCCCCAUCACCAUCUCCCCCACCACCAACCUACUACUAGUAGUCAAAUCCAUUCUUUUCAAUCAUUUCCCAGUUUUGGGGGUUUCCAUUUCCUUUUAUGCUUCCCAAAUGGCCAGCUUUGUUUGUUGUGUGUUCUUUUUUUUUUAUUAAUAAUUCCUAAUAUUUAUCUUUGGAGAUUUAAGUAAGAUCCUUGAGAUCUCCAUCAAUUUGAUUUAUUGUAUCAAGAUU